GAUUUCCACAAGAAAUUUUUCCUAAAGAAUUAUUAGCAGAAAUACAAUGGUAUUUAUAUGAACAAAUAUGUCAAUAUAUUAAAGAUCCUCAAAAACAAGAUGAAUAUUGUCUAUUACCAAAAAUUCCAAAACCAAAAAAAUUAUAA
Messenger RNA from Dentiscutata heterogama, 146 nucleotides. The record is from the annotation of a GenBank genome assembly. Lineage: Eukaryota; Fungi; Glomeromycota; Glomeromycetes; Diversisporales; Gigasporaceae.